Corylus avellana is the source of this 1092-nucleotide messenger RNA. RefSeq names its product MAP kinase substrate 1 (gene MKS1). Lineage: Eukaryota; Viridiplantae; Streptophyta; Magnoliopsida; Fagales; Betulaceae. Gene Ontology annotation, cellular component: nucleus. The record is from RefSeq and is a predicted model, not a curated record.
UAUUCCAACUCCCAACUCCCAGGUUUCCAGCCCCUUUCCCCUUUCCAUCGUCUCCAAAAGUCACCCUUUUUCCUUUCCCUCUCCACAAUCAAACAAAUCGCCGGCAGAAAUGAACCAGCCGGACCCCGGAAAGUCGCCACAGCAGCAGAAGAAAGAGCUGCAGCUGCAAGGCCCCCGCCCUCCUCCUCUGAAAGUCAGCAAAGAGUCCCACAAGAUCAGGAAGCCUCCGCCACAUCCGCAUCCAAAACAGCCGCCAAAGUCCUUUCAAACCCAACAACCACCACAACAGCCUGUGAUUAUCUACGCCGUCUCUCCCAAGGUCAUCCACGCCACCACCUCCAACUUCAUGUACAUCGUCCAGCGCCUCACCGGCCCAUCAUCGUCGACAUCGCCCCCCGGGGCCGGAGACCUCUCCCCGGCGGCCAGGCUUGCCUCCAUCGAGAAGACCAGCCCGUCAGAGAGAGACAGAGACAGAGACAGAACCAGCAACACUGACACAGUGAUGGAUAUAGUGGAAGGAGAGGGGUUUCUAGACUUGGGUGAGGCUUAUCCGGGGAUAUUAUCGCCGGCGCCGGUGAAUUUGCCUCCGAUUCCAGAUGGGUUCUUCUCGCCGUUGAAUGACCCGCAGAACUUUUCUACUCUGUUUCAUGAUCUGAGCCCUGUUUGGCAUAAUAAUGGGUUCUCGGCGAGUCCUUCGGGGUUGUUCUCAACUUCUUUGAUCUCUCCAUCUCCAUCUUCGAUGGACAUGUUACGCAGAUUUUUGGACUUUUAGGGUCGUUUGGGAAUUUCGGAGAAAAAGAGCCUGCAAUUUUGCAAAGGAAAUUGGUAAAGUUUUUGCAUUGACUGACUUGUUGUGGAAGAAUUUUCCACAGUAACUUCCUUCUUUUUAUAUUAUGUAUUCUUUCGAGGGUAGUUUUAGUAGUUGAAAGUCUGUAAAUGAUAUAUUGCUAGUUCCCAAUGGGCCACCCCGCAAUUAGUAAAAGUAGCUGGUGGUUUAUGUAAUUUUCGGGAUUGUUGGGUUUGUUUCUCUUUUAGUUUUCUGUUCUUGUCUUGAUCUUUAUGAGAGGUAGUUGAGGUUGUCUUUAACAUUAA